GUCGACAAGGAAUUGUCAAGCGAGCAACAUCUCAGUUGAGUUUAAGUCCAAUAUUCACUAUUUUCCAUUCAAAUGGGUUGUUGUGCGAGCAAUCUGAAGCUCAAGGAGCUGAGCAGCCUCAACAGCAGCAUCUAUCUGGCAGCCGGAGGAGCGGCACGUCGCUCCCAGAAGCGUUUGUACAGCAGUCGCAACAGCAGCGGAGUGGGCAGCAGUGGCAAUAGCAGCUCCUCAUCAUCCAGUCGCAGCAUCUGGAGCCGCUCCAGCCAGCCCAUUUGCGAUGACUUUGCCGAACAGCCGCAACUGGACAGAUCCUGCGGCUACUACACCUGCAGCAGUGCCAAUUCGUCGCCACGAAAGGGUCACCAGAAGGAUGAGGAUGAGCAGGAGGAUGAGGAGGAAGAGGAGGGAGUGCUUAUGCGCACGCAGGACAUGAGUGCGUCAUCCCGAGACGCCACCACACAAUCCACACAAUCCGCUCAAAUGGCGGGCAAUCUGGAGUGGGAGAUGUACAUGAUGCAGCAGGCGCAGCGCAUAAUGCCCAAGACCUCAUCGCCGAUAUGCCAGCGACGGGACAAUGCCCACAUGCCCGCCUCAUCGUAUCAGAAGUGGAGGAACUAUCUGCAAUCCACGCCGGCUCACAUGCUGCACAAUGUCACCCACAUACCGGAGGCCAUUGCCGGUCACUUUUGCCCGACCAGCUUUCCCGGCUACAGCGAUCUGGAGGAGAUGGAGAGCGCGGCCAAGCGGUUCAAGGUGGAUUUCGAGAGGGAACCACUGGAGGAGCCACUGUACACCACCUACCAACUGCUGGCCGGGCACACGCACACCAUAUCCACAGAUCUGUGAGCGAAGAGCGGAGAACGACGACGACCCAUCCAAUCGCACCAAUCUCCGCCUGGUUCGGAGUGGUUUGGCGAUUGGACGUAAUCCUGAUACCCGGCGAGGACUGGCAACAGGUGUGCCAGCUGUCAAACAGUUGGGCAAAAAUUUGUACGAUUGCAUUGCCCAGCAAUGGCAAUUCGGCUGAUAUGAUUUUACAAAAAUGCACUACUUUUUUUUUCGACUGUAUAUCAUAUACAACGUAGAUGUAAGGACAGGACAAUCAACGAUGUGUACAUUGUUGGAUAAUCAAAUUAUACUCGCAAAUAUAUUUUACAAUCA
Drosophila santomea is the source of this 1161-nucleotide messenger RNA. RefSeq lists its product as uncharacterized. Lineage: Eukaryota; Metazoa; Arthropoda; Insecta; Diptera; Drosophilidae. Bases 73 to 846 code for a protein of 257 amino acids. The record is from RefSeq and is a predicted model, not a curated record. The transcript has a single exon.